Molecule: messenger RNA, 2644 nt
Organism: Pyrgilauda ruficollis (rufous-necked snowfinch)
Lineage: Eukaryota; Metazoa; Chordata; Aves; Passeriformes; Passeridae
Gene: CPSF7
Product: cleavage and polyadenylation specific factor 7
Exons: 9
Coding region: 280-1665 (461 amino acids)
Biological process (GO): mRNA alternative polyadenylation
Cellular component (GO): mRNA cleavage and polyadenylation specificity factor complex
Molecular function (GO): mRNA binding
Source: RefSeq, a predicted model, not a curated record
GAGGGAUUUAGAGGGGAGAGGGGAUUUGAGAGGCAGAGGGGAUUUAGUGGGGAGAGGGGAUUUAGGGGGCACAGGUAUUUGGAGGGAAGAGGGCAUUUAGAGGGGCACAGGGACUGGGGUGAGGAAGUGGGAUUCGGGGCACACAGGGAUUUGGGGGGACGCCCCCCGCGGGUCCCCAGGGCCUCACUGACCCCCUGCCCCCCCAUUCCCAGAGCACCUUCCGUGUCCUGGCUCCGCCCGGUCCCAGCCCGGGCUCCCGCUUUUCCCGCCUCUGGAAAUAUGUCCGAGGGAGUGGAUCUGAUUGACAUCUACGCCGACGAGGAAUUCACCCAGCAGGACCCGGAGUUCAGUAAUGCUGACCAGAUGGAUCUCUACGACGACGUGUUAGCAGCCAGCUCCCAGCCCCAGGAAAAGCGUUCCAGCAGCUCGGAAGCGCCUCCGGAGAUCCGUCAGGAGCCGUCUCCCAAGCCCAACAGCAAACCCCCAGCCAUCCUGUACACCUACAGCGGGCUCCGGAACAAGAGGGCCGCCGUCUACGUCGGGAGCUUCUCCUGGUGGACGACUGACCAGCAGCUGAUCCAGGCCAUCCGCUCCAUUGGAGUCUACGACGUGGUGGAGCUGAAAUUCGCGGAGAACCGAGCUAAUGGCCAAUCCAAGGGGUACGCGGAGGUGGUGGUCGCCUCCGAGAACUCAGUCCAUAAACUCCUGGAGCUGCUUCCCGGAAAGAUCCUGAAUGGAGACAAGGUGGAGGUGAGGCUGGCGACCCGGCAGAACCUGUCGCAGUUCGAGGCUCAGGCUCGCAAACGUGUGCCGCCGCGGGCUCACUCCCGGGAUUCCAUGGAUGCAGUGGACGGCCGGGCGACGCCGACAGAGAACGCGCUGCCCCCCGCCCGCAUGGAGAAGCCCCCCUCGGUCCUGCCCUUCUUCAGCCGCCCCCCUGCGCUGCCCCUCAUGGGGCUACCCCCGCCUCCCAUGCCCCCUCCGCCUCCCCUCUCCUCCGCUUUUGGAGUCCCUCCGCCUCCUCCUGGAAUUCCCUACCAGCACCUGCUGCCACCGCCGCCCCGGCUGCCCCCGCCCCUGGCCGUGCCCCCCCCAGGGGCUGUGCCCCCCGCCCUGCACCUCAAUCCCGCCUUCUUCCCGCCGCCCACCGCCGCCCUGGGACCCCCUCCGGAUACCUACGGCAAGGCCAUGGCUCCAUACAACCACAGCAGCCGGGAGCUGGGCCCGCCGAUCCCGGCCGUGAGCGAAGGCGAGUUUGAGGAGAUCAUGAACCGCAACCGCGCCAUCUCCAGCAGCGCCAUUUCCAAGGCGGUGUCCGGCGCCAGCGCAGGCGAUUACAGCAACGCCAUCGAGACGCUGCUCACAGCCAUCGCUGUCAUCAAGCAGUCGCGCGUGGCCAGCGACGAGCGGUGCCGCGUCCUCCUCUCUUCCCUCAAGGAUUGCCUGCAUGGAAUUGAGGCCAAAUCCUACAGCAGCAGCUCCAGCAGCAGCUCCAGGAAAAGACACCGAUCCCGGGAGCGCUCUCCCAGCCGGUCCCGCGAGAGCAGCCGGCGGCACCGGGAUCUGCUCCACAGCGACGAUCGGCACGAGGAUUAUUUCCCGGAGCGGAGCCGGGAGCACGAGCGGCAUCGGGACAGGGACAGAGACAGGGACCGGCACCACUGAGACAGGAUGCCGUGCCCGAGGCUGCUCCGCCCCAUCCCGGUCCCUUCCUCGCCACCACAGCCCCUCUGGGCGGGACCCCCGCCCGCACCUCGUGGCCUUGGGAAUCCCCCCCACCACUGCUGCUGCUUCCUGGGGCCAUCCCGCUCCGCUCCGUGGAUAUUCGGACCCAAAGAGAAAUGGUGCUUUUAUUCCAUGGAGGGAGGUUUGUGAGCCCUUCCCAGUUUGGGGGGGAACCGGAGGAGACGGAGCCCUCCCUGUGCAGCUUGGGGACUUGGAGAUGCACAGCUCCCGAUCCUGGGAUCAGGAGCCGUGUGCCAUCCUCUGGAUUGCCUGGGGACACUCGCGUCCCCAUCGCCCUGGUGGGACACUGUGCCACACUCCUCCUUUGCCCCUUCACCCUCCAGGAGCUGGGAAAAAGGGGCUGGAGCUGGGUUGGGGGUCAUCCUCUCUAUCCUGACAUUCCCCACAGCAGCAUUCCCACCCAAACGGCAGCUCCGGCCUCUCCCGCAGAGCCUUCCUUGUUUUAGAGGAAGCGGAAGAGGCAGGGCAGGCUGUGACCCCCUUGUGUCCCCUCAGAAUCCCAAGAAGGAGAGGGAGGGAGAGCCCAGGAGGGUCAGUAUGAGCCGGGACACACGGGGUGACUUUCAGGGCUGGAAUCACACUCAGGUGGGAAAACCCAGGCCCUGGAAGUCUUUUUAAGUUGAAAUAACCCAAAUUCAGGAAAAACCACCCCGAUUUUCCCAAGCCCCACGAGGUGGGAGCACUCGGCGGGAGAGCUCCGGGUUUUUUUUUUACUUACCGCCACAGAUUUUUAGUUUCUUUCCAAAUAGUGGAGGGGGAAAAAGAUUCCCCCAUAAAUUGCAGAGCAAAUCCCUGGAAGCCCCGGCGAGGCGCCGCCCCUCCUGCUCGCAGUGAUUAGAUUUGUCUUUGGAUAGGUUGGAAUUGUGUAAUAAACUCAGAUGACGUUGUCAGUCUUUUA